Molecule: messenger RNA, 4981 nt
Organism: Nicotiana tabacum (common tobacco)
Lineage: Eukaryota; Viridiplantae; Streptophyta; Magnoliopsida; Solanales; Solanaceae
Source: RefSeq, a predicted model, not a curated record
AUGAAUGCUGAGGAUGUAGAAAUCUUCUUUUAUUCACGACUAAAAACUUUGAUGUGCAAUUCUGAACCAAAGUUUUUCUGCAAUUUUAAAACGAAGUAUGCUUUCUUCUUAUUCCAGAUGACCUGCAUCAGAUUAUUAGAGACCCUUCCUGUGGUUUUCAGAAGGCUUUGCAAUGAUCCAACUACAGUGCUUAAUAAUGCAGUGACACAAUGUCUUCGUAAUCUGAUAGAUUGGGGGCAUUCACCACUUGCAGUAGUGGUAAGAUAUUGGAAAGAUGCGUUAAUUUCAUUGCUGAUUCUAAUUAAAGCAUCAUGCAGUGGUGUCCCUGCCUCAUUAGUUGCAGAUAUUGAGAAAAUUAUUUUAUGUGAUAAUAUUCCAAUGAGUGAGUUGACCAGACAAGCUGCUCGGCUUUCUGUUUCACUUGUGGAUGGGAGUUCCACUGACUUGACAAAAGCUAGUGUUGUUUCCAAAUGUUUGUCUGAUGUAGAAUCUGUGCUUGCUGACAAAUCUUUAUUUGAAACAGCGAAGCCUUUUAGUGGGGAGGUUAAAAAAGUGCAUGUUCUGGACUUGAAAACAUUAGUUGGUGAGGAAAGAGUUAAUUUGGUAGUUCAUUCAGGUGAUAAAAGAGAAACAGAUAUUUCUGCCAGUGCAGAUAUUAAUUCUUGUGUCAGCUUUAAUCCUAAACCUGUUGGCCAUAUUGCUGGAAGAGGUUUGUAUUCUGAUCCUGUGAAAGGAAUUGACUCCAAGAAGAUUUCUCAGCCAGUAGAUCUUUGUUUGGAUCUGGAUAUACCACUUGAAUUAGAUGCACUGCAGGCGGGGAAGGAAUCUUCUCUCGUCAAAUCAAAAGCUGUAGAGCCUAAGAGCAAGGAAACUGAUAUCAAGUGCCGUUUGAAUUGUACAAAUUUGAUUUCAAAAGAAGAUAGUUCUGUCGCCUCUCAGCUUUAUUCUGCUCUAGGGAGCUCAUCUGAUGGAGGUGUGAGUAUCAAAGAAAAUGAUGGGGAAGGUGAUCGGGUUAUGAAAACUAAUAAUACAGUCCUGAAAGAGAUUGUAAGUGAAAACAAAAGUGAUCGGGAGUUAGCUUUCCUCACUUCAGCUAGGCGUCAACAAUCAUUCUCCAUAAAAGCAAGUCUCUCUGGUCCAAAACGGAAAGUCAUUCAACUCAGCUUACCAGUUGAAAAUAGGUCUAACGUUUUGAGAUUGGAUGAUGGAGUGAAAAGAUUUAAAGCUGUGAGGCUUGAUGACUGGUAUAGACCUAUUUUAGAGUUCGAUUACUUCUUAACAGUUGGAUUAAAAACUGCAGGUGAAGGAAAGAAUGAUAGUUUGACUAAAUUAAAGCAGGUUCCUGUUUGUUUCCAAUCUGCUGACGAAUAUGUUGAAAUUUUUCGACCACUUGUACUGGAGGAGUUCAAAGCACAACUGCAGAGUUCCUUUCAGGAGAUAACUUCUCUAGAAGAGAUGUCUUGUGGUAGUCUGUCUGUUAUGUCAGUUGAAAGAAUUGAUGAUUUUCACUUCAUUCGCUGUGUUCACGAGGAUGUUGAUUCAGCUGGUUCUAAAAGCUGCUCCGAAAAUGAUCUUUUUUUGCUUACAAGACAACCCCUGAGGAAUUCUUCUCAUGAUAUUCACAUGGUUGGAAAGGUGGAAAAGCGUGAAAAAGAUUGUAAAAAGAGAUCAAGUAUCCUACUCAUCAGGGUGUACUUGCAAAAUAGACCUCAUCUGAUCCGAGCUCGAAAGCUUCUCGUAGAGCGCAGCAAAUGGUGCAUUAGUCGUCUAAUGACCAUAACUUCUCAAGUACGAGAAUUUCAAGCAUUGUCGGCUAUUAGGGGAAUUCCUUUGCUUCCUGUUAUCUUGAAUCCCAGCAGUUACGAUCUUUGUAAACAUCACAGUGAGAGUUUUUAUAAACUAUCUAGACCCUUGCAGCAAGUCCUCAAAUCGGCAUAUAAUGGCAGUCAACUGGAAGCUAUUAGUGCUGCUAUUGGACCUUUUGAUCCUAAAAGGGAAUUUCAGUUGUCCCUAAUACAGGGUCCUCCAGGUACCGGGAAAACCAGAGUGAUCGUAGCCAUUGUCAGUGCGUUGCUUGCUUUCUCUCAAGUGGACACCAGGAGAUCAUCAAGUGGAGGUCCAAAGUCUACUGGAAUGUCUUGCACUGCUUCAAGACAGCGGGUUUGUCAAGCUGCAGCUGUUGCUAGGGCAUGGCAGGACGCAGCCUUGGCUAGACAACUUAACGAGGAUUUAGAGAAUGAUAAACCAAUGGGAAACAGCAUUAAGAGAAGAAUACUCAUCUGUGCACAAUCAAAUGCUGCAGUAGAUGAACUAGUUUCAAGAAUAACCAGUGAAGGUCUUUAUGGUAGUGAUGGGAUGAUGUACAAGCCUUAUAUCGUUAGAGUAGGUAAUGCAAAAACAGUUCAUGCUAAUUCAUUGCCGUUCUUCAUUGAUACACUUGUUGAUCACCGCAUAGCUGAGGAGAAAAUGAAUGCAAGUGAUUCAAAGAAUGACGCCGACAAGGAUACUUUGACAUUCUUGCGGUCUAAUCUUGAGAAGUUGGUUGAUACUAUCAGAUGUUAUGAAGCUAAAAGAGCUAGUUUACGGGAUGGAAAUUCUGAUUCCAACUGUUUAUUAGAAGGAGACACUGAUAAAGCAGAUAAUGCAAAGGAAUUGUCCGAUGCCGAAGUCGAAGCAAAGCUGAGAAUAUUAUAUGAAAAAAAGAAAUCAAUAUACAUGGAUCUCGCUUCUGCUCAGGCACGGGAGAAGAAAACUAAUGAAGAAGCAAAAGCUCUUAGACAUAAAUUACGGAAGGCUAUACUAAAAGAGGCUGAGAUUGUGGUGACUACACUGAGUGGCUGUGGUGGAGAUCUUUAUGGGGUUUGUGCAGCAUCUGUGUCCGGCCAGAGAUUUAGCAGUUCAUCCGAGGGUGUCCUAUUUGAUGCAGUUGUGAUUGAUGAAGCUGCUCAAGCUCUGGAACCUGCUUCCCUCAUUCCACUUCAGCUCUUAAAAUCAAAGGGAACUAGAUGUGUCAUGGUGGGUGAUCCAAAGCAGCUUCCAGCCACAGUUCUCUCUAAUAUCGCCAGCAAAUUUUCCUUCCAAUGUAGCAUGUUUGAACGCUUGCAAAGGGCUGGUUAUCCUGUUACCAUGCUCACACAACAGUAUAGGAUGCACCAUGAGAUAUGCCGCUUUCCUUCUUUCCAUUUUUAUGAUGGUAAGUUGGUUAAUGGAGACAAGUUGUCCAGCAAAGUUGCAUCAUUUCAUGGGACUAAGGGCCUUGGUCCCUAUGUAUUCUUUGAUGUUGUUGAUGGCAAGGAGCUCCAUGAUAAAAAAUCUGGCACAUUGUCGCUCUACAACGAGUGUGAGGCUGAUGCUGCAGUUGAAGUGUUAAAAUUUUUCAAGAAGAGGUUCCCGUCUGAGUUUGUUGGUGGAAGAAUUGGUAUUAUAACUCCUUACCGGCGCCAGCUUUCUCUAUUACGCUCACGAUUUUCAAGUGCAUUUGGAUCUUCUAUCACCGCUGACAUGGAGUUCAAUACAGUUGAUGGUUUUCAAGGUCGAGAAGUUGAUAUAGUUAUACUCUCCACAGUGAGGGCACUCGAGGCAUGCUCGACUGCAGCACAGGUUAAUGCUGGCCGUAUUGGUUUUGUGGCUGAUGUAAGGCGGAUGAAUGUUGCUUUGACUAGGGCAAAGCUUUCUUUGUGGAUCAUGGGGAACACAAGGACAUUGCAGACGAACCAAAGCUGGGCAGCUCUAGUGAAGGAUGCAAAAGAAAGAGAAUUAGUGAUGGCACUUAAAAGACCAUAUAAUUCUACUUUUACCUCAGUUGAUCUGGAGAAACAUUUGACUUUAGAAAACCCAGAAAAUUGUUCAAGGAAGUUGAAGCAUGUUAAAGGGGAUGAAGUCACAUGUGAGCGUACGGAUAGACAAAAUAAGAAUGUAAAGCAUGUGAUGGAAAGGAAAAGAAAAAACACGAGCUCUGGAGCUCCAAUUGACACUCUAAUAUGUGCUGAUCUGUCUGGAAAAAAUGUUGAGGGAAAACAGAGAACUAAAGAUGAAAGCAGUCUUUUGUUGAAAAAGGAUCUCGAUAAUUAUGAUGGAAGAAAUGCCAAGGAUGUGCAUAUUUUGCACGGGGAAAAUCAAUCAGAAUCAAGUGAAAGUUGUGAAAAGAUCAGUAAGAAGCACCGGAAAGAGAGGAAAGCUCAUGGCCUUCGCGGAAAACAAUGUGAAACAUUAGAGAGUGGGCAUUCAAAAAAGUCAGGGGGUGAUAAUUAUAAACGUUCAAUAUCAGUUGCAUCUGAAAGAUGUCAAGAACCUUUGGUACACGAUGACAAACAGCGGGACACCAGAGGUUGGAAGAAGCCUCCUAAGGCAACUCUUAUGCAGAAGGAUGCGGAAGAUGGAGUUGGAGCUUGUAAUCAGGUUAAAAAACUUAAUCAUACAAUAUCAGAGAGGAAACAACAACGUGAUGCCGUUGAUGCUCUUCUGUCUUCAGCACUAAUAUCUUCAAACAAGUCUAGGUCCUCACUAAGAUCUGUGCCUGCCAAAAGGAUGAGUUCACCAAAUGCUAGUGGCCCUCCAAUUAGACCACCUAAACAAAAUAAGAACUAGCAGCAACUUCUUCUUAUGGAAGGACAGUCCGAUUCAUCAAGGUGGUUAUGAGGUGUGCAUUCCAGAGUCAUCAGUUGAAACAUUUGAGAUGUGCAGGUUAGAGUAGUUUUCCUUCUUCAGAGUUCCCAGUCAAUGAAGAUAUAGGAGUUUCCUUUUCUGUUUUGUUUCAACAAGGUAAGGCUAAGUGUUCCCUAAGAAAUCUUCAACAAUUGAAGGUGUGAUGUUGGAAAAUUGUUCAAAAUUGAUCAUCCUGGAUGUACUUCCUUUUCAUGUUUCUGCUCUUUUGAGGUAGUGUGCCCUGAAAAUGGCGUUUGGUGGCUUUGAUUGUUUUCUCUGCAGAUAAAGUUCGUAUAUAUCUGUGAAUCAAAUAGUUGAUAGCUGCAAAUUACUCCGA